UCUAUAUGAACAGAGCAUUUUAACAAGUGUUCGAAAAGACUCGCUCGAGGGGGAGAGUCACCUCUGUUGCCUGUUUUCGUAGUUUACCAUUUUAAGCCAGGUAAUUUGCCCGUGAAACGGUGGCUAGACAGAUCAAGUCAGACCAACCUAUCGGAUUGAUCACCUAAAAUGGCGUUGCGAUUGUUAAUGGGAAACGAGUUGAAGGCUCUGUCUCAGCCAAUUACCCGGCGAUUCACUUCGGCUGCUCUAACAGAACGCCUUCAGGGCGAACUUCAGGACAUCCGGGAAGCUGGAACUUGGAAAUCUGAACGGAUCAUUACAUCAAAACAGGAUGUAUCAAUCAAGGUGCAAGGGAACAAUCAACCGAUCCUGAACUUCUGCGCAAACAACUAUUUGGGAUUAUCGAGCCAUCCUGACGUAAUCAACGCUAGCGUCAAAGCUUUACAAACUCAUGGAGCUGGUCUUAGUUCUGUCCGGUUCAUUUGUGGAACACAGGACAUUCAUAAGGAACUGGAGAACAAGAUUUCGUUGUUCCACGGCAGAGAAGAUACAAUUUUGUACGCCAGUUGCUUUGAUGCUAAUGCAGGCUUAUUUGAACAAAUUCUGGGACCCGAAGAUGCGGUCUUCUCUGACGCACUCAAUCAUGCCUCAAUCAUCGAUGGGAUUAGAUUAUGUAAAGCCAAGAAGUUCCGUUACGCCCACAAGGACAUGAAAGACUUGGAGGCAAAACUGGCGGAGAGUGAGGACGCCCGGACUAAGCUUAUUGCGACGGAUGGUGUUUUCUCCAUGGAUGGAAACGUGGCUCCCCUGAGAGACAUUUGUAAUUUGGCUGACAAAUAUAAAGCCUUGGUUUUCAUUGACGAAUGCCAUGCAACUGGCUUCUUCGGAAAAACGGGACGUGGGACUGAGGAGUUUUUUGGCUUGGACGGUCGGGUCGAUAUCAUUAAUUCUACCUUGGGUAAAGCAUUGGGAGGAGCUGCCGGCGGGUACACUUCAGCCCGCAAAGAAAUUGUUGACCUCUUGAGGCAACGGGCCCGUCCUUACUUGUUUUCUAACUCCCUACCUCCAGCCGUUGUGGCCAGUGCAGCCCAGGUAUUUGAUAUGAUUCAAAACGAUUCGUCUCUUGUGGAAAGAAUUGCCGAGAACACUACUCGAUUCCGGUCCAAAAUGACGGCAGCUGGUUUCACAAUUGCGGGCGAGAACCAUCCAAUUUCCCCGGUCAUGUUGGGAGAUGCUAAAUUAGCAUCUGAUUUUGCUAAUGACAUGUUGGAGAAAGGAAUCUAUGUCAUUGGAUUCAGCUUCCCUGUGGUUCCCAAGGGACAAGCUCGGAUUCGCGUUCAAAUCUCGGGCGCUCAUUCCUUGGAUGAUAUUGACCGCACGGUUGAGGCCUUCAUUGAAGUGGGCAAGAAACGAAAAGUGAUCUAAACCAUGAAAUAAGAGAAGGCGUGUUCGAUUUUCCAAAAUAUAUUUUCAUAAACAAUUCGUUCUUAGUUGUGAGAAACGUGUUCUUCCACAGUUGUUUCAUUGACUUGAUUUUUUAGGAAGCGAUCAGAGGAGAAUCAGUAACACUCGAUUUAGCGGAAGAGAGAGAGAAAGAAAGUGGCAGUUUUUCUUGUCAUGGAAGCAGAAUUAGGUAGAAGCGCAGCAGCACCUUG
Molecule: messenger RNA, 1655 nt
Organism: Tigriopus californicus
Lineage: Eukaryota; Metazoa; Arthropoda; Copepoda; Harpacticoida; Harpacticidae
Gene: Gcat
Product: 2-amino-3-ketobutyrate coenzyme A ligase, mitochondrial-like
Exons: 8
Coding region: 169-1425 (418 amino acids)
Biological process (GO): biosynthetic process; L-threonine catabolic process
Molecular function (GO): glycine C-acetyltransferase activity; pyridoxal phosphate binding
Source: RefSeq, a predicted model, not a curated record